AUGGAUCAAGGAGUAGCAUUUCAACCGUUGAUCAGUUCCAUACAGAAGGUGGCCUUGUUUGAGACGAAAGCGAAACUGUAUCUGAUCGGCAGCAACAGCAAGGAGACACGGUUUCGCGUGCUGGAGAUCGAUCGGCGUGCACCCGAUCUGACGAUCUACGAGAAUCCUAAUGAGCUGGAAAAGAGUGACAUUCGAAAGUUUGUGCAAUCACGCUCAUUCACCCGAUCGAUCAGUGCGUACGGUGUGCUGGGGUUCGUUAAGUUCCUCGAGGGCCACUACCUCAUUCUGGUCACCAAACGGACUCGGUGUGCGUUCAUCGGGAAGCACAUCAUCUACACGAUCAAAGAUACCGCCAUGAUCCGGGUGAACGAAGCGGCCAGCAACAAACAGAUGCACCCUCUCGAGCAGCGGUACGUGAAAAUGUUCACCAACGUCGACCUGAACAGCAAUUUCUACUUCAGCUACAGCUACGAUCUAACGCACAGUCUGCAGUACAACUUGGCUUCGCCCAAGUUCGUCGGCAGUCGGUGCAACAUCGUGAAGGACGAGCCACUCGUGUGGCAGAAUCGGUCCGGGGAGAAGACAACAUACGCUUUCCGGGGCGUUUCACGGGAGCGUUACGUGUGGAACGCAUUCCUACUGAAACCGAUGGGCAGCGUCGUGCAUAAGGACUGGAUGCUGGAAAUUAUCCACGGCUUCAUCAGCCAGUCCAGUAUCAGCAUCUUCGGUCGCCAGGUGUAUGUGUGUCUUAUCGCCAGACGAAGCACACGGUUCGCCGGAACGCGCUUCCUCAAGCGUGGAGCCAACUUUCAGGGGGACGUUGCCAACGAGGUGGAAACGGAACAAAUCGUACUGGAUGGGGGACGUAUGUGUAGUUUCACGCAGCUACGGGGCUCCGUGCCUUCGCACUGGUCCCAGGACGUCAGCAAAAUGGUACCGAAGCCACAGAUUGCCAUAGAUCUAUCCGAUCCGUAUGGUGAAACGGCCGGUAAGCACUAUCAGCGACUGAUGUUCCACUACGGGGCGCCGGUGAUCUUGCUGAAUUUGGUGAAAACGCGCGAAAAACGACGCCACGAGUGUCUGCUGAGCGAGGAGAUGCAGUCGACGGUCGACUAUCUGAACCAGUUUCUGCCCCCACAGUUCCGCAUCAGGCACAUCGCGUUCGAUAUGGCCCGCAAAAACCGGGGCAAGGGUAACGCGAUGGAAAAACUGGCCAAAAUAGCGGAAACGGUCAUUCUACAGACGGGCAUGUUCUACCAGGACGACGAGCGCAAACAGAAGCAGACGGGAAUUGUGCGCGUAAAUUGCGUGGACUGUUUGGACCGCACCAAUACGGCCCAGUUUGCGAUUGGGAAGUGCAUGUUGGCUCACCAGUUGUACGAUUUGGGGUUCCUGAAGGAGCGCCGGUUGGAGUUUGAGUCGGAUUGCAUUACGAUGCUGGAAAACCUGUACGAGGACCAUGGCGAUACGUUGGCCCUUCAGUACGGCGGUUCGCAGCUGGUUCAUCGGAUAAAAACCUAUCGCAAAACAGCAGUGUGGGCUUCGCAAGGAAACGAUAUCAUGCAGACACUCAGUAGGUACUACAGUAACACCUUCAGUGACACCGAGAAGCAGCACAGUAUCAAUCUGUUCCUCGGCUACUACAUUCCUUCUAAGGCGGAAGUGAACAAAACCCUUCACAUAUGGGAUCUGGAAACGGACUUCUACAUACACAACUCGCGGUUCGAUGACAUACGAAAGAUUUCUUCAAUCCCACUCACCCAAUGGGUCAGCCCGUUCGUAAUGAAGUGCCUUCCGGCGGCGGUUAGCGACGAAAAUCGUGUGGUGAAGGAGCUGAUCAAGAUUCACUCGAACGACGCCGAGAUAAUUGAUUAUUACUCCAACUUUCACUACGAUUAUAAGCUAACGUCGUUCGAGGAGCACAUCGACUAUCAGCUGAGCCAUCUGUCGCGAAACCUGGUGCCAGCAUUUCGGUCUAAUUUCAGCCCCUUCGAGCCGAUCCGGCGGCAGGAGAAGACGGGGCUAAAGAACCCUUCGCUCACCGGGCAGUCGUCGACGAGCUCUGCCAACAGCUCGUCGUCUGAACGAUCGGACGCUUAUUCCGAGACGGACGAGGAGGACAAGAGCAAUCGAAAUACUGCACCAAGCAGCAGUAACAACAGCAGCCGGGCAGAAGAUCCCGUCACGCUGAGCUCUAUGUUUCCGAUGACGAACGAUAUCUACGGGUUCGAGAUAAAAAUGCCAAACAAAGCGGACAUGUUAAAAUAUGAAAAGUAUGCGGAAAUGAAUCGCAUGUGUAGUGUCUCAGGAGGAUUGGAACGCUCCGUUGGUGCGCCACAGCAGUACAAGCGCUAUGGUCCAAUCGCGGACCGCGGAGUGCUGUCGAUGCAGAACAACGAAAUCGUUGCCGGUAGCUCUGCAAGUAAAAUGGACAUCAAAAACGAUGUGGAAAUUCCAACCGUCAGCGAAGCAAGUAGAGCAAUAUACGAAAAGUAUUGCCGGCUGAAGGACACCAUAAUGACCGAUUAUGAGUGUGACCCGGUGAUACUUAAAUAUGUGAAUAUGUUCGCUUAAGGAGCCAAAAAUCCAAAAAAUAUUCGCGAUUUUUUCAUCG
Molecule: messenger RNA, 2614 nt
Organism: Anopheles bellator
Lineage: Eukaryota; Metazoa; Arthropoda; Insecta; Diptera; Culicidae
Gene: FIG4
Product: polyphosphoinositide phosphatase
Exons: 4
Coding region: 1-2574 (857 amino acids)
Biological process (GO): phosphatidylinositol dephosphorylation
Cellular component (GO): intracellular membrane-bounded organelle
Molecular function (GO): phosphatidylinositol-3,5-bisphosphate 5-phosphatase activity
Source: RefSeq, a predicted model, not a curated record